UAUUGUUUAUGUUCUGUUCCAUGUUUUCUUUUUUCUUGUAGUUGUUCUAUUUUGAUAGAGUUCAGAGGUUAGACAAAAGGCCUCCAAGAACAAUUCCUAUCAUAUCUGCAUGGAAUAGAGACAUGGUUCUUGAGAGGUUGAAGAUUGAAUUAGAAUUGGGAUUUGGGAGAGGGAAAAUUCUACCAAGGAUUGCUGCAGAAGUUGAAGAAAGUCCUAAGGUUAUAAAAUGAUCACUUUUGUUAACAUAAAUGUUCAUUUGUAUAAUCUGAAAUGUUCAACUGCAUAAUUUUUAAUAUUCAUUCAUAUAGGUUUUUAUGGAUGAUUUUGUUUCCCUGGUAAAAACAACUUGUUCAAACCUGUCAAAGCUUUCUUCAAAAUUGGUGAAGGCAAAGGAUAUCUUCCCUGGAAAUGACUUGGUGAAAAAAAGUUGAUGAAGUUUUAGGAAAGGUGGUAGCUAGGGAACCAUCAAUUCUAAGCCAAGAUGAAGAAUUCUUUGGCAGUGAGGAUUUCCUAAAUGCACUUGCACAAGCUGAGAAGAAUCUGAUGCAAGGGUCUGAAAAGCAAACAACUGAGAAGCAAAUGACUGGGAAGAAAUUAACCAAAAAGGGAAAGGAAAAAGAACAAGAAUAUGACAUCAGAAAAGCUUUCAGCUUGGGGUUGACUCCACCUUCUCCAGCCAUUGAAACAGGGCCCACCUUUUCAACACUUGGUGAUAUAAUUGAACAACCAAUAAUUUCAACAAAUGCUGGAGAAAAGGAUGUGGGUAAAACUUCAGCAGCUUCAGAACAAAGAAUUGAAGAAUUUUCUAGAACUGACGCAGCAACUGGUUCAAAACUUGAUGCUGACACUAGGUCAGAUAAUGAAGGAUUGCCUAGAACAGAUGCAGGAUCUGGUUCAGUGGUUGAUGCUGACCCUAGGUCAGAUGGUGGUGAAAAAAGUGAUGAUCCAAAAAACACAGUUGGAGGUGGAAAACAAAACAAGGAAGAUGUUUUUGAAAAAACAAAAAAUGAUGAAAAAGUGGAGGGUGAAAACAAGAAGAUUGUUGCUUCAUCCUCAAAAGUCACAAAAAGGUACAUUAUUUAUAUUAAGUAAAUGUUCAAAAAUAAUAAUGAACAUUUUCAUAUACCUAAAUGUACAUUUGUGUUAUGUAAUAUGACCAGGAAUGAUGAUAAGAAAAAGUCAAUUGCAGAAAAGAAGAAAAAAACUGAAAAGGAAAAGGUUGAAAGGUAUAAUUUCAAAUUUAUUUAUAUACACUCAAAUGUUCAUUUAUGUUCCUCAUAAUUUUCUUAAUUUAACAAUAUUUUAUAUUGAACAACAAGACCAAAACGCGAAAAGAAAACACUUCCUCCUGCUUUCCGAUCUCCUUACUUGGUCA
Messenger RNA from Chenopodium quinoa (quinoa), 1375 nucleotides. RefSeq lists its product as uncharacterized. The coding region runs from base 544 to 1092 and encodes 182 amino acids. Lineage: Eukaryota; Viridiplantae; Streptophyta; Magnoliopsida; Caryophyllales; Amaranthaceae. The transcript is spliced from 6 exons. The record is from RefSeq and is a predicted model, not a curated record.